Messenger RNA from Sporothrix brasiliensis 5110, 408 nucleotides. RefSeq lists its product as uncharacterized. The record is from RefSeq and is a predicted model, not a curated record. Gene Ontology annotation, cellular component: mitochondrial large ribosomal subunit; ribosome. The coding region runs from base 1 to 408 and encodes 135 amino acids. Gene Ontology annotation, molecular function: structural constituent of ribosome. Gene Ontology annotation, biological process: translation. Lineage: Eukaryota; Fungi; Ascomycota; Sordariomycetes; Ophiostomatales; Ophiostomataceae. The transcript has a single exon.
AUGUCGCAAUCACUAGCACACUCGUCGCGCGCUGUCAUGCGCUGCGCACACGCCCGCCCAACCACCACUGUCAUGCCGCCGCUGCUGCAGCGCAUGUUCCUCUCAACGACUCCGUCGACCGCAUCACGAGAGCAAGCGUCCACCUCGGCAUCAAAAGCGCCAAUACCGGCCACCGGCGCACCUCUACCCUUCCGCAUCGGCCGCAGCAACUCGCUCAACUUCCCCGUCUACCACCGCAUCAAGUCCGGCGGCACAAACCGCACGACCGAGGUCAAAAAGGUCGAGGGCGAUGCACGCGUGCUGUCGCAGCAGCUGGCGACGGAGCUGAGCCUGGAGACCAAGAUCAACCCGCGGACAAACCACGUUAUUGUCAAGGUAGGUGGUGCUGCCGUCCCGAUGGCUGGUUAA